This is a messenger RNA of Oryzias latipes (Japanese medaka), 4579 nucleotides long. RefSeq names its product calpain 3a, (p94) (gene capn3a). Gene Ontology annotation, molecular function: calcium-dependent cysteine-type endopeptidase activity; calcium ion binding. Lineage: Eukaryota; Metazoa; Chordata; Actinopteri; Beloniformes; Adrianichthyidae. The record is from RefSeq and is a predicted model, not a curated record. Gene Ontology annotation, biological process: proteolysis; negative regulation of apoptotic process. Gene Ontology annotation, cellular component: cytoplasm.
CGGGGUUGCUGGAUCCUACUGUUGGGGGAAGGUGGGGUACACUCCAAACAAAUCACCAGUCCGUCACAGGGUCACACAAUCACAAACACACUCACGCUCAAACAUUUUACAGUCACCAAGUAACCUAUGAAACAUGGUUUUGGACUGUGGGAGGACACUGGAGUAAACCCACGCAUGGCUGAGAAGUACAUACAGACUGUAGGAAAAGUCUGCCCUUCAGUUUUAUGCCUUAGUCAUAACUACCCUUACAGGUGAAAAACGGGCAAACCUGUACAGGGCACGCAGGAGGCCCCCCUCAAAACAUCAAGACCGUUUGGAGAGCCAGUAAAGAGAGUAUAUUCCAGCAGAUUUCUUUAUUAGCAUGAUGCUAGCAACAGGUUGUACUACCAACUCUGAAACAACAUGCAGGGGUAAGUAAGGUUGAAUUAGAUGAGAUGCAGGCGUGUUCUACAGACUUUUCAUUUUUUUAACUCCCUAAAUCUUCAAAGGGCCAGUAAGUGCUGUUCAAGUCCUCCCUGCUCUUUGGCGUGACGUUGGGGCACCGGGCGACAGGAUCACUCACACGUCAUAAGUGCAGCGGGCAUUAUCCUUAUAAACACCUCACGAUACACCUACCACACACCUGACAAUGGUACAUUCCUUUUCCGGGCAUUCUAUGACCAGGACAACCCAAAAACCCUGGGUACCCGCAGGGGUCAACCCCAUGAUGAACUUCUUCAAGAUCUCCCAGGUGGCAUUCAGGCCCCUGGUAUUAAUACAUUUAUCACCUUCAAUUUGAUUGUCCCAAGGCAAGCCUUUCUUUAAAGACCAUCUUUGAUGAUUUGGACCUCCUGACAAAUUUCUGGAAUUUGUUGAUAAAUCGGUGUCCCAGCUGAGCGGCAGCUCCCCAGUGGGGAGUCUCUGGCGCUCACAGAUGUGUAAAAAAGGAUGUGUCCCUCUCCACAGCUCAGGCUGCGGUUCUGCUGAGAGUGCUGGACACUGAGCUCCAUGAAGAAUAGGUUUAAAGGGCUUGAAUGCCUUCUGCUGAGGCAGGGCCUCUGGCAGCCCCCUUUUGCAGGCCACUGCUGCAGCUAACCCUCUGGCUUUGUGUCCCCCAACAAUGAUGGCACCCGUGGCCAGGCAUGUAGGGGACAUUGUUGGCCCCAGCCAAUGGGAGGCCAACAAACAGGCAUCUAUGUGAUGUGGGGUUUCCUGUGCAUCUUUGUGCACAUGAAUGGCUGAGGUGAAUGCAUGAGAGUUUGCAUCUGCUCAGUGACGAAGAGGAGGGGGGCGUCACGCCAGGAAGGAGCCAAUCACAUACCAGGUGUUUGGAUUUAUGCCAGAGUCUUUUGGACUGUAAGACUUUAGUACGAGUGUCCGUGGCCUGUUGCUCCAAAAAUAAAAAAGCCUGCUGAGAAGAGAUGCCAUACUCACCGCCGGGCUUUUUCUGCGACCGGCUGAUCCGGGAACGGGAACGGAGGGACGGUGAAGGCUCCGUCACCAAGCCCCUCCACUUCAACGGACAGGACUUCAGCACCUUGCGGCAGGAGUGCCUGCAGAGGAAGGGCCUGUUCGAGGACGACUCCUUCCCUGCCACCGUCGAGUCUCUGGGCUUCAAGGAGCUUGGCCACAAGUCCAACAAGGUCAAGAACAUCGUCUGGAAGAGGCCCAAGGAAAUCUGUGACAACCCCCAGUUCAUAGUUGGGGGGGCCAGCCGGACUGACAUCUGCCAGGGAGAUCUGGGUGACUGCUGGCUGUUGGCCGCCAUCGCUUGCCUCACGCUGAACGAGAAGCUGCUUUUCCGAGUGGUUCCUCAGGAGCAGAGCUUUUCCGAGAGCUACGCCGGCAUCUUCCACUUCCAGUUCUGGAGGUAUGGCGACUGGGUGGACGUCGUCGUUGACGACCGCAUCCCAACCUUAAACAACCAGCUGGUUUUCACCAAGUCAGCGGAGAGAAAUGAAUUCUGGAGUGCCCUGCUGGAGAAGGCCUAUGCCAAGCUUCACGGCUCCUAUGAGGCCCUGAAGGGGGGAAACACCACAGAGGCCAUGGAGGAUUUCACCGGGGGGGUCACUGAGUUUUAUGAGAUGAAGGAAGCUCCCAAAGAGCUAUACAAGACCAUGAAGAAAGCUCUGGAGAGAGGCUCCCUGAUGGGGUGCUCCAUCGAUUCUCUGGUUCCUGCUCGCUUUGAGACGCGCACGACGACGGGGCUGGUGAAGGGACACGCCUACUCUGUGACGGCUGUGGAUGAGUGUCGGCCAUCACAGCAAAAGGAGUCCAAGGUUCGCCUGGUGCGCCUCAGGAACCCGUGGGGUCAGGUGGAGUGGAACGGUCCCUGGAGUGACAACUCCAAGGAGUGGGCCACGCUCUCUAAGGCAGAGAAGGAGAAACUGCAGCACCAGAGCGCAGAGGACGGGGAGUUCUGGAUGUCCUUUGAGGACUUCAAGAAGAACUACACCAAGAUUGAGAUCUGUAACCUGACUCCAGACACGCUGGAGGACGAUAAGAUCCAUAAGUGGACCGUUUCUGUGAACGAGGGCCGCUGGUUGCGGGGCUGCUCCGCCGGUGGCUGCAGGAACUACCCAGACACUUUCUGGACCAACCCUCAGUACCGCCUGCGCCUGCUGGAGGAGGACGACGACCCGGAUGACAACGAGGUGGCCUGCACCUUCGUGGUCUCACUGAUGCAGAAGAACAGACGGAGGGAGCGCAAGAUGGGAGCCAACCUCUUCACCAUUGGGUUCUCCAUUUAUGAGGUCCCCAAAGAGAUGCAUGGGAACAAGCAACACUUGCAGAAGGACUUCUUCCUCCUCAACUCCUCCAAGGCACGCUCCAAAUCCUACAUCAACCUCCGGGAGGUGACGCAGCGCUUCCGGCUGAGCCCUGGCGAGUACGUCAUCGUCCCCUCCACCUAUGAGCCGCACCAGGAGGGGGAGUUCAUCCUGCGCGUCUUCUCUGAGAAGAGGAACACCUCAGAGGAAAUAGAGAACAGGAUCGAAGCCGACCAUCCAGUGCCAGCACCGGCCUCAGUGGGGGAGGAGAGCGAGGAGGACCACCAUUUCCGGACGAUUUUUCAGGAAAUAGCUGGUGAGGACAUGGAGAUCACAGCCAACAAACUGAAAAACGUUCUGAACAGAGUGAUCACUGAGCGUAAGGACCUGAACACGGUGGGCUUCAGCCUGGAGAGCUGCAGGAGCAUGAUUGCUCUGAUGGACGUAUCCUUUAUGGACGGGACGGGCCGACUCAACCUGCAGGAGUUCAGACAUCUGUGGAAUAAGAUCAAGCAGUGGGAGGGAAUCUUCAAACAUUAUAACGCCGACCAGUCCGGCAUCAUCAACAGCUAUGAGAUGAGGAACGCUGUGAAUGAUGCAGGCUUUCGCCUCAACAACCAGCUGUACCACAUCAUCACGCUGCGCUACGCCAACGAGAACAUGAACAUCGACUUCGACAGCUUCAUCAGCUGCCUGGUUCGCCUGGAGGCCAUGUUCCGAGCAUUCCAAGCCUUUGAUCAGGAUGGAGAUGGAACCAUCAGACUCAGCGUGCUGGAGUGGCUCCAGCUGACCAUGUACGCCUAGAGGGGGUGUCUUCUCGCAGAGCUCCACAGCAGGACCAGACCUACCAGCCUUUACCUCAGCGUCCCCCCCCCAGCAGCGGUGCUCCCUGCACGUUCUCCAUUUUCAUAUCUCCAUUCUCUGUUGGCGCCGGUCUCUUUUGAAUAAAACAAUCAUCCUGGGCUUUUCUCCCUCAGCGGAUGAACUCAGGCUUCCUCUGUGUGCCCGAAACGGGAAACUUUAGAAACCACCCGUCUGCCGGUUGAAGGCUCCCAUCAGGGCGGGGCCUCUGCCAGAAUCCUGGAUGGAUUCUAUUCAUUCUAAUAAAUAUAGAUUUUUCUGUUUUCAACCUAAAACUAGUUCUGUUUACGUAAAGAAAAGGUUUUCCCAAAAGGAAACGGAACAGAGGUUGAAUUUUUAAUCCAGAAUUUGUUCAUACAGCUGUUUUUUUUUAUCUCUCUCAAAGACACAGUUGUAAAGGAAAAUUGAUUUAUGGAUUAAAUUAACCUUUGUGCUAUCCUAGGCACUUUAACGUUGGGAGUUGGGUCAUCUAGACCCACUAGACCAGAGGUGGGCACUGAGGGCCGCAUUCCUGCAUGUUUUCCAGCAUACCCUGCUCUGGCAUGUUCUAAUUGGAUGGACACACCUGAACCAGGUAAUCAGCCAUGAGUAGGGCAAGACUAUCUGGAAAUCAUGCAGACACACCGGCCCUCGAGGCCUGGAAUUGCCCACCCCUGCACUAGACAGUGCUCUGAACCUUUUUUCUUCAAUGAUUUGUGAUCUUCACUGGUGUCCAUGGAUUACAUGAAAUCUUUCCACCUUUAUCCACCUUUGUCAUGGUAGGGAGAACACAUCCAUAUAAGGGGUGGGGUCAUUUGGACCCCAUAGGAUAGCACAAGAGUUAAUUGGUAUUGUAGACAUAGACUGAUUGAAAUUUUGGAUUUUCAGACCCAUCCCAGAUUUAACGGGAGUGGCAGGCCGGUGGUUUUCCUCUGAAGGCUGUGGUCACAUGACUCUGUGCAUUUAACCCAAUAAAUACAUGUGAAGUUGUC